Messenger RNA from Drosophila montana, 1658 nucleotides. RefSeq names its product Smu1 spliceosomal factor (gene Smu1). The record is from RefSeq and is a predicted model, not a curated record. Gene Ontology annotation, molecular function: protein binding. Gene Ontology annotation, biological process: mRNA splicing, via spliceosome. The transcript has 5 exons. Gene Ontology annotation, cellular component: precatalytic spliceosome. The coding region runs from base 29 to 1558 and encodes 509 amino acids. Lineage: Eukaryota; Metazoa; Arthropoda; Insecta; Diptera; Drosophilidae.
ACCACCUAAAAGCGUUUAACAAUUAAUCAUGUCAAUCGAAAUAGAAUCAGCAGACGUUAUUCGUCUAAUUCAACAAUAUCUGAAGGAAUCAAAUCUUCUUAAAACGCUACAAACUUUACAAGAGGAAACUGGCGUCUCGCUCAACACAGUAGACAGCGUCGACGGCUUUGUGCAGGACAUAUCGAAUGGACACUGGGACACAGUACUCAAAGUAACACAAUCGUUAAAGCUGCCCGACAAAAAGCUUCUCAAUCUGUAUGAGCAAAUUGUCUUGGAAUUAAUAGAGCUGCGAGAAUUGGGUGCCGCCCGUUCUCUACUCCGCCAAACGGACCCGAUGAGCAUGUUGAAACAGCAUGAGCCCGAGCGGUACAUACAUCUAGAGAACAUGUUGCAGCGUGCGUAUUUUGAUCCCCGCGAGGCCUAUGCGGAGGGCAGCAGUAAGGAGAAGCGGCGCACGGCUAUUGCCCAGGAGUUGAGUGGCGAGGUGCACGUGGUGCCCUCGUCAAGGCUGUUGGCGUUGCUUGGCCAGGCGCUCAAAUGGCAACAACAUCAAGGUCUUCUUCCGCCCGGCACCACCAUCGAUUUGUUCCGCGGUAAAGCAGCCAUGAAAGAUCAAGAGGAGGAAAUGUAUCCCACGCAGCUGUUCCGACAAAUCAAGUUCGGUGAAAAGUCACAUGUAGAGUGCGCACAGUUUUCACCAGAUGGACAGUAUCUGAUAACAGGCAGUGUAGAUGGCUUUUUAGAAGUUUGGAAUUUUACCACAGGCAAAGUACGUAAAGAUUUGAAAUACCAGGCGCAGGACCAGUUCAUGAUGAUGGAGCAAGCCGUGCUGGCAUUAACCUUCUCGCGUGAUUCCGAGAUGGUUGCAUCUGGCGCUCAGGAUGGCCAGGUAAAGGUAUGGCGCAUCAUCACCGGUCAAUGUCUGCGUAAGUUCGAAAAAGCACACACCAAAGGCAUCACCUGUCUGCAGUUCUCCCGCGAUAACAGCCAAGUGCUCAGUGCCUCCUUUGACUACACUGUGCGGCUGCAUGGUCUCAAGUCGGGUAAAAUGCUUAAGGAGUUUAAGGGCCACACCUCAUUUGUCAACGAGACAACAUUUACACCGGAUGGCCACAGUGUCCUAAGUGCAUCCUCUGACGGCACCGUCAAGGUCUGGUCACUUAAGACCACUGAAUGCGUAGCUACAUAUAAACCAUUAGGCAACGAGCUGGCCGUCAACACAGUGCUUAUAUUGCCCAAGAAUCCGGAACAUUUCAUCGUCUGCAAUAGAUCUAACACGGUUGUCAUUAUGAACAUGCAGGGGCAAAUUGUACGAUCGUUCUCAUCGGGUAAACGCGAGGGCGGUGCCUUUAUCUCAGCAACCCUUUCUCCCCGAGGCGAAUUCAUUUACUGCGCUGGCGAAGAUCAAGUGCUAUAUUGUUUCUCGGUCUCCUCAGGCAAGCUGGAGCGUACUCUAAAUGUACACGAGAAAGACGUCAUUGGCCUAACACAUCAUCCACAUCAGAAUCUUCUGGCCAGUUAUAGUGAAGACGGCCUGCUAAAGUUAUGGAAGCCCUAAUUUACAUAAGCGUUCAUCCACUGGUCAUAUACUAAGUUUUAUUUAGUAGCAAUAGAGUUUACCUAUCAAAAUAUAUGUAUCUAAUUGAACUGCCCUUUAA